Messenger RNA from Caenorhabditis remanei, 1590 nucleotides. RefSeq lists its product as uncharacterized. Gene Ontology annotation, molecular function: UDP-glycosyltransferase activity. The record is from RefSeq and is a predicted model, not a curated record. NCBI's taxonomy places the organism in Eukaryota, Metazoa, Nematoda, Chromadorea, Rhabditida, Rhabditidae. The transcript has 10 exons. Bases 1 to 1590 code for a protein of 529 amino acids.
AUGAAAACGUUAGCUCUACUAUUGCUCGUAGCCUUUAUAGGGCUCGGUGAGCCCUACAAAAUCCUGAUGUACACUAAUCUAUUCGGUCACAGUCACAUCAAAAUGUUGGGUGCUGUUUCGGAUACAUUGACAGAUGCAGGACAUGAUGUGACCGUUCUAAUGCCUGUAAUCGACUUCAAACAAGAGAACAAAACAGCAAUGAAAUCAACGAAGAACAUCAUUAAAGUGCCACCAGGACAGGAUACUGCUGAAACAAUUGCAACUAUGGAGAAGUUCAUGACGCAGUUGUGGACAUCCGACAACUCAAAUCCACUUUUUAUGCUAUUCCACGCCCCCGCCAUGUCCGCCAUCUUCGCUUCUCAAUGCAGACGAGUUCUUGAGGAUAAAGAACUGUUGGAAAGACUGAAAGCGGAAAAAUUCGACUUGGCGAUUACAGAACCUUUUGAUACAUGUGCCUACGAACUCUUCGACGCUAUCAAAAUCCGUGCUCAUGUGGCUGUUCUCGCUUGCAGUCGUCUUGAUCAUGUUUCCUCUGCAAUCGGACAACCAAUUGCACCGAGUUAUGUACCGGGAACCCAAUCAACUUAUGGGGAGAAGAUGACAGUUGGACAAAAGUUCAUGAAUAUUCUGCACUUUGUGAUGGGAGAUUUCUUGUUCGGGUAUAUUGGAGAUGAGGAUUACAAGGUGGCGAAGGAAGUCGUGCCAGGAGUUCGGUCAUGGAGAGAAGUUCUUCCAGAAGCCUCAUACAUCUUCACCAACCACAUCCCUCUCAUGGACUUCCCCGCUCCAACAUUCGACAAAAUCAUUCCAAUCGGUGGAAUCUCUGUAAAAACUCAACGGAAAUCACUUCAACUCCCAGAAAAAUGGGACAAGAUUCUUGGAAUUCGCAAGAAGAAUGUGUUGAUCUCAUUUGGGUCGAACGCGAGAUCAGCGGACAUGCCAGAGGAGUUCAAGAAGAAUAUCUUACGAGUAGCUGAAUCAAUGCCAGAAGUGACAUUCAUUUGGAAGUAUGAGAAUGAGAAGGACACGUUGGCAGAUCAUUUGAAGAAUGUGUACUUGGGGGAUUGGUUGCCACAGAAUGAGUUAUUGGGCGACCCACGUCUUUCUCUGUUUGUCACUCAUGGAGGACUUGCCAGUGUCACUGAACUGGCUCUGAUGGGAAAGCCGGCGGUUAUGGUCCCCCUCUUCGCUGACCAAGCUAGAAACGCCAUGAUGCUCAAAAGACACGGAGGUGCUCAAGUGCUUCACAAGACUGAUUUGGGAGAUUCUAAAGUUAUCAAAAAGGCGAUUGAAGAAGUUUUGUUCAAUGAUGAAUACCAAAAGAGCGCUGAACGACUAGCGGAGAUGCUCAACAAUCAACCAACAGAUCCGAAGGAGACAUUGGUGAAGCAUGUGGAAUUUGCAGCGAGGUUCGGUCAACUCCCGUCAAUGGAUCCAUACGGUCGUCAUCAAUCGUACUUUGAGUACUACCUGCUUGAUAUUAUCUCAAUUGCACUUCUUAUCAUUCUCACUGUGUCUUACAUCUCUUUCAGAAUCCUUCGUUGUGUUUUUGGACUUUGUUUCAGAAGCAAGAAAGUGAAGCAUGAGUAG